Knipowitschia caucasica is the source of this 225-nucleotide messenger RNA. NCBI's taxonomy places the organism in Eukaryota, Metazoa, Chordata, Actinopteri, Gobiiformes, Gobiidae. The record is from the annotation of a GenBank genome assembly.
AUGACCUCAGGCCCCGCCCCUCUGACCCCAGGCUCCGCCCCUUUGACCUCCUGGAUCAAUGCCCGCCCCUCUGACCCCAGGCCCCACCCCUCUGACCCCAGGCCCUGCCCCUCUGACCUCAGGCCCCACCCCUCGGACCCCAGGCCCCGCCCUCUGACCCUAGGCCCCGCCCCUAUGACCUCAGGCCCCGCCCCUCUGACCUCUCAAAGCUGCUCUAAACUCUAG